AUGAAUGAAGAAAUGUUUGACACAUUACUUAAUAAAGUUUCUAAACAGAUCCAAAAAGAGGAUACAGUUAUGAGGAAUGCUCUCCCAGCAAAUUUAAAAUUACAAGUUGCUUGUAGAUUUUUAGCUACAGGGGACUCACUUGCGUUUCUACAGUAUUUAUAUAAGGUACCAAAAUGUAGCAUAAGUAAAUUCCUACCAGAUGUUUUUGACGCUAUUUAUGAAGCAUUGCAGGAUUAUAUCACGGUACCACAAAAAGAAAGUGAAUGGCAAGAUAUUAUUAACGAAUUUGAACUUAAAUGGAACUUUCCGUCUUGCAUAGGAGCAAUUGACGGUAAACACGUAGUCAUUCAAUGCCCUAGUAAUACUGGUUCUCAGUAUUAUAACUACAAAGGAACUUUCAGCAUAGUGCUUUUAGCCUUAGUUGAUGGAAAUUAUAAUUUUACUUGUAUUGACAUCGGUAGUUAUGGAAGUCAAUCUGAUGGGGGAAUAUUUGCUAAGUCUAAUUUAAUGAAAGCAAUUGAAACUAAACAAUUAAAAAUUCCAGAAAAUAGUGUGAUUGUUGGCGAUGAUGCGUUCCCUUUAAAAAGUUAUUUAAUGAAGCCAUAUCCAAGAAUAUUUCAACAAACGGAUAGAGAAAAAAUUUACAACUAUAGGCAUUGCAGAGCUAGGUGUAUUGUGGAAAACGCAUUCGGCAUAAUGGCCAGCCGUUUUCGAGUGUUCAGAAAAUCUAUACUUCUUGCUCCACAGACAACCAUGCAAUUAAUUAAAGCUUCCUGUGCCUUACACAAUUGGAUAAGAAAAAGCAACAGUACUAGUUCAAUAUCGGUUGAUAUAGAAGAUUACGAAAGUGGAUAUAUAAUUCCUGGGACGUGGCGAAAUGAUGUGGGAUCUGAGGGCAUUGUACCUUUACGUGCCACACAAGAAAGACAUUUCAUUCAUGAAGCUCGUCAGAAAAGAGAAGAAUUAGCGGAUUAUUUUAUAGGAGAAGGAGCAGUUAAUUGGCAGCAUAAUACAAAACAUUGA
This is a messenger RNA of Acyrthosiphon pisum (pea aphid), 1023 nucleotides long. Its product is annotated as protein ALP1-like. Lineage: Eukaryota; Metazoa; Arthropoda; Insecta; Hemiptera; Aphididae. The transcript has 3 exons. The coding region runs from base 1 to 1023 and encodes 340 amino acids. The record is from RefSeq and is a predicted model, not a curated record.